This is a messenger RNA of Panicum virgatum (switchgrass), 585 nucleotides long. RefSeq names its product leucine-rich repeat extensin-like protein 5. The transcript has 5 exons. NCBI's taxonomy places the organism in Eukaryota, Viridiplantae, Streptophyta, Magnoliopsida, Poales, Poaceae. The record is from RefSeq and is a predicted model, not a curated record. The coding region runs from base 1 to 585 and encodes 194 amino acids.
AUGACCGGCGUCUCAUCAACCUGCGUCCGCUACUGUGCUGCUGUUCCCAGUACAGGGCAGGUUGAGGUCCUCACGGGAGCGCUGAAUCCGGCCACCCAGGUGCCGAAUUUUGCCCAGGUUGGCACCGCCGCUGCCACCACGCCGAGGAAGGCGAGGACGGAGGAGACCGCCACCACCACCUCACACCGGAGGAGCUGGCCGGCGCCGCCGCAGCCUAGGAGGGCCCCUGAGCACCCGGGGACCCAGCCGACCGACGCCCGCGACCCACCCAGCCGCUCGACACCUGCGGCCGCCGGAGCACUGCAGCAAGCUCCCCUGCCCGUGGCCGGCGUUGCCGCCCGCCCUGCAGCCGCCCCCCACCCGCGGCCUGGCGACCGGCCCCCGGCGCCAUACACCCGCGUGCCCCUUGUGGACCGGCCGCCGGGGCCCUGCACGGCCCGCCCCCUACCGCUGCCAUUUCGGAGCACCAGCCACCACCGGCCGCCGCCAUUGCCGCCUCCGCCAGGGCCAUUCGUGCCGCCGGAUCCAGAUCUGCCCCUGGUUCCCUCCAUUACAGAGAAUGUUGGUAGUUGCUACUACGGCUAA